GUCACGCUUAGGUAGCGCUUUCCCUGCGUUAUUGCGCGUGUGCGCGACUUCCUCUCGUAACUGCCUUCACAUCACCGUCUCGCUUGGCUAGCUGCGCCUUUGUUUACUACUACUCGCCACCAGUGCCGCAGAUUAGAUCGCCUCAUCCUGCGCCUGCGGCAGCCGCCCCACCUACAAUGCUAUUUCGCUUCAUGGACCUUGCGCCGGAGCUACGAGUUCAAGCGUACGAAGAGCUCGUCGUGGUGGACAAGGUAUUCCAUACGCCAGAUCAAUUCGAGAUACGGGAAAGCUGCCUAUUUGGAGACUACGAUCGAUAUCGCGAAAGCCACACUUGUCAAUCUUGUGAACGUCGAGAGUCAUCCACACAGAAGCUGAGAUGUGUAUCUGAGCAUGAACACUUUCGUUCUGCCCCUCAAAUGGCAGUUUUUGUCACCUUUCCGCGAGCUGUCGCCGUACUGCAAGCAUCUUGUCUCAACGAGCCGCAUGAUCGUCUCUCGGGCGGCUUUGCAGAAAGUCAAACACAUCAACGUAAUGCUACGUGCCCGUUCGAACACCAUAGAUUUUGCGAUGAACCGGUCGGAUUGGACGGGUUCGGAGUUUGACCAUGUUUUCCCUGCCGGGAGACUGGAUAUGGCUCAUGAACGGGCUAUCGAGUGGGGCUGUGGUGAUCGAAAUGCUUUGUCGAUGGCUGUCUCCAGUCACGAGAACCUUCAGUCGGUCGACUUUGACGUCACAAACGAUUAUUGUCCGCUUGGGUGCUGCCGAGAACUCAGCCUCUACUUUGAUCUGGCUAUGCAGUGUGUCGAGAAAGUUCGGUUCUUUGAUCUCAGGAAUGACGAGGAGAAGGGAACGAUUCUGAAAACCUGUAUGCAGGACAUGUAUCUGACCCCAGAGAAACUAUGUGAGCGGUUCCACAUCGAGUUCGAAGCCGACAGCUCAUGAGCCAAGAGGAAUGAGCAGAUUACUGAUUUCAAGGCGUCUUCUCCGAUCAUUCGUAGCAUAUAUCAAUUAACGAGAAACUAAUUAAUGA
Molecule: messenger RNA, 1030 nt
Organism: Macroventuria anomochaeta
Lineage: Eukaryota; Fungi; Ascomycota; Dothideomycetes; Pleosporales; Didymellaceae
Exons: 1
Coding region: 391-942 (183 amino acids)
Source: RefSeq, a predicted model, not a curated record